AUGGCUCAAAACAGUGUCAACUUGUACGAUUUGCGGCUCAAACUUUUCGGCCCAACAUUGGAUGACUCUGUCCUCUACGGGAUUGAUCGCAUGAUUGACUACUUCGCAAAGCAAAAGAACCGGAAAGAGCCCGAAAAAAAAGAAAGCUUCUAUCGGUCCUGUGAAGCGUUACCCGUGCUGGAAGAAAUAGCGCCCAUUCCCCAACGCCUACCACCGAAGCUUUCCUCGGACGAAAUGGAUUUUAUCAUCGACGCAAUUGUUCAGUCUCGCCGUCAAAAGUCCACGCGAAAAGCGAACUCCACUCCCAGCAGACGGAUCGGACCAUACCCUCAGUUCCGCCAAACUCGGUGGGCCAUCGCACGUAUCAACGAGUUCGAUGAUGGUAGCAAGACGUACGAAAUCAUGAGGCCACUGGACGGGGCAUCACUACAACCGACGGUGACGGUGUCGCAGGAUACGGAAAUUGUUUUCGCCGUGCUGCAAAACGGGAACACGCUCACGUACCGUAUCUAG
Anopheles maculipalpis is the source of this 513-nucleotide messenger RNA. RefSeq lists its product as uncharacterized. Bases 1 to 513 code for a protein of 170 amino acids. The record is from RefSeq and is a predicted model, not a curated record. NCBI's taxonomy places the organism in Eukaryota, Metazoa, Arthropoda, Insecta, Diptera, Culicidae. The transcript is spliced from 2 exons.